Molecule: messenger RNA, 1575 nt
Organism: Selaginella moellendorffii
Lineage: Eukaryota; Viridiplantae; Streptophyta; Lycopodiopsida; Selaginellales; Selaginellaceae
Product: TOM1-like protein 4
Exons: 8
Coding region: 28-1521 (497 amino acids)
Biological process (GO): protein transport to vacuole involved in ubiquitin-dependent protein catabolic process via the multivesicular body sorting pathway
Molecular function (GO): phosphatidylinositol binding; ubiquitin binding
Source: RefSeq, a predicted model, not a curated record
UCCACUGCGCUGCGCUGUGCUGGAGAAAUGUCCGUGGCAUCGCUCGUGGACAAGGCGACGAGCGAUCUGCUCAUCGGCCCGGAUUGGGGGAGGAAUUUGGAGAUUUGCGACGCGCUCAACAAUGAUCCAGGGCAAGCAAAGGAGGUUGUCAAGGCGGCCAGGAAGCGGCUGGCGCACAAGAAUCCGACUGUCCAGCUCCUCACUCUCACCGUCCUGGAGACUCUGGUGAAGAAUUGCGGAGACGCUGUCCACCAGCAAGUUGCCGAGAAGGAUGUUUUGCACGAGAUGGUGAAGAUUGUCAAGAAGAGGGGCGACUUGAGCGUGCGAGAGAAGAUACUCGGCUUGCUGGAUUCGUGGCAAGAGGCAUUUGGUGGCCAGAGAGGAAGGUACCCGCAGUUCUUUUCCGCGUAUGAUGAACUCAGACGGUCGGGAGUGGAUUUUCCCCAGCGUCAAGAUGCUCCGCCUAUCUUCACUCCUCCUCAGUCGCAUCCUAUCACUGCAUAUCCAGCCCCGGGAUUUGUAGCAGCAGCAGCAUCACCGGAGCCGCCAUUGCCACCACUGGACGUAGAUAUCCAGCGACUGAGCUUAGCGGACCUUGACAGUGCAAGGAGCGGGAUGGAGGUUCUCUCGGAGAUGCUCAACGCGAUCGAUCCUCGAGAUAAAUCGGCUUUGAGGGAGGAGCUCAUUGUGGAGCUUGUGGAGCAAUGCCAACGGACGCAGAAGCAAGUCAUGCAUCUCGUCAGCACCACGUCGGACGAGACACUCUUGUUUCAGGCUCUUUCCUUGAACGACGACUUGCAGAAAGUCCUUGCCAAGCGUGACGCAAUCGCGUCGGGUGCUGCUCCUGCCGCGGCAAAACAGCCAGAGGCUCCGCCUGCUUCUGUUUUCCCACGCGAGGAGGAGGAAGGCGAAGAUGACUUCGCACGGCUUGCUCGCAGAAGCCGGCAAAACUCGGAUCAGCCUGCUCCGAAACCGAGCGCUCCCCCUCAACUCUUCCGAAUUCCCGGCCCUCCAGUCCCGCAAACGAGAAUCCAACCUCCUUCCAACAACAAGUCGACGAAACCAACGAGUGAAGAUCUCCUCAGCGGCGAAGCUUUCGGCGCUGGUGGAGUCGCGAGUGACUCGAAGAAAGCUGCUGUGCUGCACACGCAUGGCCUGGACGAGUUGGAGGAGCCGGAGGAGAACAUCAACCCGUUCGCCUUGCGCAAGCAGCCUUCCAACGGCGCCGCGCCUGCAACUUCAACUCCGCAACCUCUCCCUCCGCCGCCACAGAAGAACUCCCAGCGCCAGCAGUUUUUCCAGCACCACAGGCCAGUGUGGGACGAGGAUCGAUCAGAGCAAGAACACAUGCACAACCCAUACGCCGCGCUGUUCGAUCAGCCCAAGCAGCAGCAGCAGCAGCAGCAGCAGCACCAGGCCGAGAAGCCGACGGCGAUGUCGAGCAGUGCGACGCCGAGCAGCAGCAACAGCCUGUUCAGUGAUCUUGUCGAUCUCCAAGGCGCGAGGAUGAAACGAUUGUAAGCUAGACGAAGGCGGCAUAUCCCGUGUGUGAAUGGGAAGAAGAUUCCGGGUGCU